Pyrenophora tritici-repentis Pt-1C-BFP is the source of this 1077-nucleotide messenger RNA. RefSeq lists its product as uncharacterized. Lineage: Eukaryota; Fungi; Ascomycota; Dothideomycetes; Pleosporales; Pleosporaceae. The record is from RefSeq and is a predicted model, not a curated record.
AUGGUCAAGCGAAGUUGCCCACCUGUGCGCCACACAAGGCACGCAGAAGAAAUGCGGGCACGCAAACGGAUGCGAACAACUACCCGUCAAAACCCCUUCUUCGAACACCUGAACUAUGAUGUUCGCCGCUGUAUCUUUGACUACCUCACUUUGCCACCAUUCCCGGGCGCAAAAAGCUGCGCAGGCAUGUAUCUCUCAUGCCGGCAGUUCAAAAACGAGAUGGACCAAGCAGCCAGCGUCCAACUCCGCAACCAUCUCCUCAACUACCAGAAGCAGAUCGCAAAAGAAAGCGAUGGACAAGUUCAAGUCCAGCUGCCCCAGGAGAUCGAGAUCAGACCUGUCCCCACCGACAGUGUUAUGGACAUCAGCGUCACGAUGAAUGCGGGGUCACACAAACUUGAAGUUUCUCGCUUCAUUUUGGCACUCCACGAAAUGCUUUUCGGUCUCAACAUCAAUGUACUACACAUUCACAUCGAUCUACCCUUUAUAGAUUUGAACUAUUACACAAAUCAUCCACACUUACGAUUGGAUUGGACAUCAGUCGUUUCGGAACUGCUCCAUCAAUUACUGCGCUCUCCUCGCAAUGACAAGCCCAUCACGCACUCUAUUCGCAAAGAUAAGCCCAUCAUGCGCGUUCGCGAAACCAUCAUAACAUGGAGGGCUCCUGAGACAGCUACUGGGCAAGCUCCCGAAGCGAAUACAUCACCCAAAGCGCUCAUGGUCAUGGGGCAGAAACUCCAGAUUGCGAACGCAACUCCAGGCACACCAUACAGUUACUUCUUUUGUCACAAAGCCAUAAAUUGUGGAGCCUGGAUUAUCGCCAUACCCAACCUUUUCGAACAAGGGCGAGCAAUGUCGAGUUUGGAGUUCGAUGUGUUGACCGCCUGUGACUCUCACGGACAUCAGCACAGCCUUGAGUUCUCCAAAACGACUAUAAAUUCUACGACGCUACAAAUCAGCGAUGGCAAGGAAACGACGGAGAGGUUUAGAAAUAAGGCAAUUCGAUUCUACAACAGCAUCGAAAAACAGAGAAAAAAGUCGACGGCUCUCGGAGGAUCUAUCGUCACAAUUUUGUAA